Molecule: messenger RNA, 3297 nt
Organism: Exophiala xenobiotica
Lineage: Eukaryota; Fungi; Ascomycota; Eurotiomycetes; Chaetothyriales; Herpotrichiellaceae
Exons: 3
Coding region: 1279-2919 (546 amino acids)
Biological process (GO): regulation of fungal-type cell wall biogenesis
Cellular component (GO): mating projection tip
Source: RefSeq, a predicted model, not a curated record
CAGGUAUGAGAGCCCGUUAAUUAGACAUUUUUCCACACACAGGUCGUUGCUUGAGUGCGGUACCUGUCUCCGCAUAGGCUACCCCUUUUUCUAGAAGGUCUUUGGUGGACGUCCAGCCUAUCGGCUUAGGGUGCGACGCCAUGAUGCUUGAUUACAGCCACGAAAUUCACGCGUGGUCUGUGUUACUCGUUCCGGACGCGUGUCGAUUGAGAAGGAGUACUCCGUACGAAGUAGUCAGAGUUCUAUAUGGUUAGCUAUGAAGCUCGAGCAGGCAAAUGGGAAGUUCAAAGAAAGGUAAUCGGACAAUGGCUGCAAAAGAUUUACAGGCGUCAUACUCGCUGGUGUCCGCCACGAAUGAGGCCAAGAUUGCCGCACAAGAGGCAAAUCCAUGAGGCGCAGUGCAUGCAGUGCAGAGGAGAAGGAGAAGAAGGGCAACCAGGCACAAGUAGAUUGUCCUUCGCUUAAAUGCUUUUUGCAGGUCGUUGCGUUUAUAGCGCCUGAGGUAUACAGAGCCGAGUGCGAAGAAGCCUACUACCUACCUAGGUGACAACCUCGAGGUCAUUUGCAAGCUGGUGAGGCGCAUCACCAGUGCCAAGGAGGAGGAUUGGGGGCACUAUCUGGAGGGUCACUAGGCUAGUGUAGGCAUUCCUGCGCGGCAUGUUUAGGUCAUGUUUAGGUGCAGCGGAUGUCCAUUCAAUGGACAAGUAACCUCAGAAAAAGGCAGCCAGAACACACCAAACUGCGCGUCCCUCCUCUUCCCGUUGUCUUUGUUGUCCUCCCUCUCCCUCUUCCUCUCCUGGUCUGUUGUCCUUCUGUCGCCGUCACUUCUAGGUUCGCCUCCUUCAUACCCUCACUGUCACUGAGGCUCAGGUACUGGUUGAGAAAAGGCCUUGUCUCCUGUCCGAAACCCUACCGCUAAUUCGCAAUCCACCACCCCCCAGUCAAUCAAUCUCAGUCCGAGCCCACUCUCUCCUGGACUCCUCCAUUCCACGCCUUUUCCCAGACGAAAACCUGCUUUCGCGGACACUACAACCUCUCCUCGUGUACAACAACCACAUUCGUUUUGUUCGCGACCACUUCCGUUCUCGAUAAGCCAUCAACAGCUGGAAUUCGUCUUUGUUUGCGGCUGCAAGCCACACAUCCGUUGACCCUUUGUUUUGGCAACCCGCAACUCGUCUCUGCAGCCAAACACCACCCACAUGUUAUUCUAGUCAACCAUCAACAAUCCGCUACACUCCCGUCAAAGUGGCAACAACUACUGUUACUGCGUCGCCGGUCAUGGCAAACUCCUUUGCCUCAGCAUGGCGCUCCUUUUGGCAUACCAUGACCUCCAACGACCGUCAUGCUUCCCACGACUCUCCCUACAGAACAGGACAACAUGUGCCUGUUAGUCAAAGCCGACAUGCUCCUCUCACCUCGGUCGCUACCAGCGCUGCUGAUUCCCACCAAGACCUGCCUGCUACCUAUCACGAUGAUUCGAAACGACCUUCCAUUUCCUCCUCACAGCUCGCAGGAUCUCCUGCAAGACCAUACUCGCCAGGCAUGCGCUCCAUCUCCUCGCCCAAAGCACCUCAGGUCGAAGAAUCAGUAGCCCCUGGCGAGAUACAAAUGCAGAAUUUUGCUGACGGUGCUCCUCCUCCACCACCUGUUUCCCACUCCUGGAAGAAGAUUGACCGCUGGGCCGAGAACCACUACGAGGAACUCUGGGAUCAACUUGGCGAAGGGUGCACACAAAAUGAUGUUAAUGAGUUGGAACAUGAGCUUGAUAUGACGUUACCACAAGAUGUUCGCGAAUCUUUGAGCAUCCACGACGGCCAGGAGCGAGGCGGCCGACCUACCGGUAUCAUUUUUGGCUGCAUGUUGCUUGAUUGUGAAGAAAUUGUCCAAGAGUGGAAGAAUUGGAAAGUCGUUAACGAAGAGUACCUGAGCGGUGCUAAAAGCAAAUACAGCUCAAAGGGUCUGAGCAAUGGUUCUUCAUCCUCCAGCCAGACCCAAAAUGGUAAUCGAUUCUGGAGACAAGAGCUGCUGGACAGACAAGAGUCACAACCACCGAAAGCCAUUCAAAAAGCCUAUGCACACCCAAGCUGGAUUCCUCUCGCCAGAGACUGGGGUGGGAACAACAUUGCAGUCGAUCUCGCUCCAGGCCCCAUGGGGAAAUGGGGUCAAAUUAUCCUGUUUGGACGAGACUACGAUUGCAAAUAUGUCGUUGCACGCUCCUGGGCUCAUUUUCUGGCCACCGUAGCUGACGACAUCGGUUCCGAGAAGGUAUUUGUGGACGAGGACACAGGAGAGCUCAAAUUGAAGGAGUUCAAGACGGAAGCUGUAGAGCCACCCUACAUGGACAUUCUACGCUGGCGCGCAGAUCAAAGAUAUGGUCGACGGGGACCCAAACGGAGGCCUCAACCUGCCAGUUUGAACACGAGCAGUGUCGCACAGAACGGGCGGCAAUCACCCUACAGCAGCCCAGUCAUUGGAGGCGAAGACCGAGGCCGAUCGCCACAGAGAUUCUCGAGAGGUCCUCAAGGCAGCCCCCGACAUGCUGUAGGCAGUCCUUUGGCCCGUGUGCAGGAAGAGAUCGCCCAACCACAGCCUGUACGGCCAGGCGGAGAUGUCGUUAGAGAUUUUGCUGAAUCCGCCGACAGCUUAAGCGAGGGCAAGAAGCGGGAGAAACUGGUGGAAGGUCCAACGCCGCUUGAUCUGAAGAUCUCCAACCUUCCGAGGAAGCCAGAGAAGCUUGUUGAUGCACCAACUCCAUCUUCUCUGAAGAGUGCAGAUUCGGACAAAUUCCCCGCCACCAGACUCGCCAGAGUAUUCACCGAACCUGAAAUCAAAGAAGAGAAGCCAGAUCAGGAGAAAGCCGAGGUCACGGGUCUCGGCGUGAAUGGGAUUGAGGACGAAAUGAAGACGGUAUCCAUUUGAUCCAUCUCUUUGUGCUUUACUACCACGUUCGCUUUUCAAACAGCCCACGGGCUACUGGAUAUGGCGUGUUUGGAUCAGCGGAGGUCAACCAAAGCAUCAUUGCGGUUGUUUCUGGAGUGACUCUAUAUGGUAAUGGGUAGGCGUCUUAAUGAGCAAAAACUUGACCCGGUGUUUUGGCAAAUGGUGGGAGGGUCAGUCAACAUUGUAUGAAACCAGGCCGGAGCGACUCGACAUUGUAUUUCAAGUAUGCAGCAUACAUUCGGUGACGGCCGAGCAGGGCCGUAUAACUAGUCAAGCAGUACCAGUUCGCUGGAGCGAAGCAAAGCAUGCAGAAGAGUCCAUAGGGUGAGAAAGGAAACGAAAGAAAUUCAACCACAA